AUGAAGGCGAUCGAAGUAGACCCCGUCGAAGAUUGGUUCCCUGAGCAAGAUGUCGAACAUUUCCCCUACGAGAAGACCUUUGAGCAAGCUGAAUGGGAUCCGUUGGUAGUUCUUCAUACCAGCGGAAGUACUGGAAUCCCGAAGCCGGUUGUCAUCAAGCAUGGUCUGAUAGCUAUGAAUGAUAUUCAUCAUGAAUUGCCUACCUUUGGUAACGGGUUUGAACCUUGGUUUCGAGGACUUGCAAAGGCAUCACGCAAAAAUUUUGUACCGAUCUCAAGUGCCCCUUUUCCACGCGGCGGAAUAUAUCUCUUCAUCUACUGCGUAUUAUACUUUGACAUCCCGAUCGCCUUAGGUAUCAGUGAUCGACCCUUAUCAAUUGACUUGGUCGUCGAAUGUAUCGAUAAUCUGGAUGUUGAGGGAGUUAUGCUUCCGCCAGCGAUGUUGGAAGAGAUGAGCCAAAAUGACGAAUGGAUUCGACCACUGAUGAAGCUUAAGAUUGUUAUUUUCGGUGGAGGAAAUCUUAAUAAAGAGGCUGGGGACAGAUUAGUCAAGAAUGGAGUAAGACUUGUUAAUGUGAUCGGUGCUACUGAAUAUACGAUAAUUCAGAUGUACUUCCAACCGAACCCUGAGCUCUGGCAAUAUUUCAUAUUAAAUUCCGAUAUACUCGGAGCGGACUGGCGCAAGAUCGAAGGUACCGAGGACGUCUAUCGACUAGUCUUUGUCCGACAAGAUAAAUAUCCAGGUCUUCAGGCCCAUCCAACUCUCCCGAAUCAUUGGAUAUACUACGGAAGGUCUGACAACAUCAUUGUGUUUUCUAACGGAGAAAAGCUUAAUCCGGUGACCAUCGAGGAAAUUGUCGUCGAUCAUCCCGGAAUCAAGGGCGCUUUGGUAGUCGGUUCAGACCAUUUUCAAGCUGGUCUCCUUCUUGAGCCUGUGAUAAAUCCUAAAAACGAUCAAGAAGCCGAGCAGCUGCUUGAGAGUGUCUGGCCGUAUGUUGCUAAAGCAAAUAUUGUAACCGCCACCUACGGACAGAUAGCACGCCAGUUCAUCGCAUUAGCUAGCCCAGAUAAGCCGUUUCACCGCGCUGGUAAGGGAACUGUACAACGAGCAGCUACGCUGAAGUUGUAUAAGGAAGAGAUCGAUAAACUUUACGAAGAUGCGGACAAAGCUUUCGAUGAAGUUGCUCCCCAGAUGGAUAUGAAUUCCGAGGACACGCUGGCAGAAUCUAUAAAGGAGAUAUUCGGAACUAUGCUUGGAUCUAAAGGGGAAUUCGAACUAGACACGGACUUUUUCUCGGCUGGGAUUGACUCUUUACAGGUUAUCAAUGCUGCCCGACUCCUCCAUAACGGACUGGAAGCUUCAGGUUUCCACGUCGACGCAGCGAAGGUACCCGCUCGUGCUAUUUAUGGCAAUCCCACACCACGAAGACUUGCUCGAUAUAUCUAUUCUAUCGUGAAAGAAGACGACAAUGGGAAUACUGAGAGAAAAAAUAUUCCGACGAAGAAGGAAGGAAGACUUGACCCUGAAGAUGAGAACCAGACGGUACUCCUUACCGGAUCUACAGGGAUGUUAGGAUCUUACAUGCUGGAUCUCCUUGUGAAGAGUCCAUCUGUGAAGAAAGUUAUCUGUUUGAACAGAGCUGAGGAUGGUGGUAUCAAACGUCAGGGACAAGCUGCCAAAGACCGAGGUCUUAGUGCCGAUUUUACAUCAAAGGCCGAAUUCUUACAUGCUGAUAUGUCACGCCCGGACUUUGGACUUCCUCCCGACGUAUAUAAUCGGCUGCUAAACGAAGCGGACCGCUUUAUUCAUAAUGCGUGGCCAGUUAACUUUAAUAUUCCUGUUGAAUCCUUCGAGCCUCAUAUUCGAGGUGUCCGGAAUGUUGCUGAUUUCGCGACCAACUCAUCUAAGCGCGUGGCUGUCGUGUUUAUAUCGUCCAUCGGCACUGCGGACAAUUGGGAUGGUAAAAAGGGGAAGAUACCGGAACAAAGGCUUGAAGAUCUAGGGCUGGCAGGGGGAGGCUACGGGCGUAGCAAGAUGGUGGCGAGCCUUAUUCUAGAAGAUGUUGCGAAAGUAGGUGAUUUUCCAGCUGCGGUAAUCCGAGUCGGCCAAAUCGCCGGGCCCGAGUCAGAGGCAGGCUGUUGGAAUAAACACGAAUGGCUUCCUUCUAUUAUUGCGAGCAGUUUAUACCUCGGAGUUCUUCCAGUUCAUCUCGGAAUUAUGGACCGCGUGGACUGGACACCAGCUGAAAGUAUUGCGAACUUGGUUCUCGAGGUCGCCGGGGUGUCCCAGAAGGUUGCCGCUCAGGAUAUCACUGGUUAUUAUCACGGCGUUAAUCCCUCGGUCACAUCGUGGGCAAACCUUGCUCCAGCUGUCCAAGAAUUCUACGGGAAAGAUCGUAUUUCGGAACUCAUUAGCUUUAAGGACUGGGUUGACCGACUAGAGCAGAGCCAUACCGGCGAUGCUCAAGAUAUAGACAAGAACCCGGGUGUUAAACUAAUAGAUUCAUAUCGAGGGAUGGCAGGCGCUUACGAUGCAGGCCAGAAGCCCUUUAUUUUCGAUAUGAAGCAUACGAUCGAGCGUAGCACAACUAUGAAGUCGGCUAAGUCAAUUACACCUGAGUUGAUGAAACAUUGGUGUAAGCAAUGGGGUUUCUAA
Molecule: messenger RNA, 2655 nt
Organism: Daldinia childiae
Lineage: Eukaryota; Fungi; Ascomycota; Sordariomycetes; Xylariales; Hypoxylaceae
Product: Carboxylic acid reductase
Exons: 6
Coding region: 1-2655 (884 amino acids)
Source: RefSeq, a predicted model, not a curated record